AACUGAAGCUGCACUUGGGUCCAAACAGAGUUCAGUUCCUGUGUGCGAUGAGGGGUUUGGCACGGCUCACGGGUGUCUGCGCCCUCGCCGUGUUGGGAGCUGCUGCGUACAGAUUGGGCCCUGUGCGGGUGGGCACGUCUUCUGUUCACACCUCCCAAAGGACACUCCUAGUUGCUCAGUCUGACAUGAGGAUCGAGUUGCUGCCUGCGCUGACGGACAACUACAUGUACCUCCUUAUCGACGAUGAGACCCACGAGGCUGCCAUUGUUGACCCCGUGGAACCACAUAAGGUUGUAGAUGCUGUCAAGAAACAUGGGGUAAAGCUGACAACCGUCCUGACCACACACCACCACUGGGACCAUGCAGGAGGAAAUGCAAAGCUUGUUAAAAUGGUGCCAGGGCUGAAGGUUUAUGGAGGAGAUCCACGUGUGGAUGCACUUACUCAGAAAGUGACUCAUUAUGACACGUUCAAGGUUGGCUCACUGAAUGUCAAGUGCCUGUUCACACCAUGCCACACAUCAGGACACAUCUGCUACUUUGUUUCCAAGGAGAAAAGUCCAGACCCACCAGCUGUGUUUACUGGUGACACCUUGUUUGUUGCUGGCUGCGGGAAGUUCUUUGAAGGCACUGCAGAUGAGAUGUGCAAAGCCCUGCUCGAUGUUUUGGGACGCCUUCCUCCAGAGACGAGAGUCUUCUGUGGCCAUGAGUACACAAUCAACAACCUCAAGUUUGCACGGCAUGUCGAGCCAAACAAUGAAGCCAUCAGAAAGAAACUGGCAUGGGCAAAGGCAACAUAUGACCGGGGAGAGCCCACCAUCCCAUCCACAAUUUCUGAUGAGUUUACAUUUAAUCCAUUCAUGAGAGUCAGGGAGAGGUCUGUUCAGGAGCAUGCUGGGAAGACUGAUCCUAUCAGCACAAUGGCAAGCAUUCGCAAAGAAAAGGAUGGCUUUCGAGUCCCCAAAGACUGAAGAUGGGGGCAGAAGACCUGGCUAGUAGCACUUCACCACUUGUCACCUUCAGCACUACUAUUUUGAAUAAUAUGAAUGUAUAUAGAGACAUAUUUGCAUUUUAAAUGACAAUAAGUUCAUUUUCAUUCCUUAAAUGUUUUACUAAGAACGGAGGAGUGAUUUUUAAUGCAAGGCACACUGUCACAUGUUCUGUGUGAUGUUUUAGGUUCAAUACCAGCGUGACAUUAAUGUUGAGUGGACAAAAGAUUACACUGGCAUUGCAGUGCUCUGUACGAGGCUGCUAAAUACUAGCCAUACACUUUCUCUUCAACAUGCUUCAUGUGUAUGUAGGUAGUUUCCUGUCCCUACUGUAGUGGGCCUGGCUCUUGAGCCAUCCUUAUGACCACUAGGUAGAGCUGGCCCUUUGGAAAUGCCAACGGACUUGUGUAAUUUUGCGCUGCUGCUUAGACUCAGCCUCUAUAAAUUAAACAGAGCUUGUGCCUCAUUUAAGUAAAAAUCUAUUAAAGUGAAGAUUAUCAAUUGUGUGCCUAGCUUUUCUAUCUUCUGCUCCAGCAGUCCACCCAUGCAAGUGUCUUAUUAGAACACCAGAAUAAUAUUGAUGAGAAGAGGUCAUUCAGCUUAACAAAGCUUGUUAAUUCUAUUCAUGUCAUUUCUCCAAAAUCACUUCAGGUCCAUAAAGUACUAUGGUCUACCACACUAGUUGGUAAUAUAUUAUAUGUGCUUAUAAUUCUUCUUGUGAAGGAAAACCUUUUCUGGAUUGUGCAAAAUUUAUCCUUAAAAUGUUUCUGUGUGCAUUAGCAUGUCCUUGUUCAAGAAUUUAUUUUAAAAAAAUAGUACGCAUACAUCAUGCUAAUGGCUGUCAGAAUUUUAAAUACUUCAUUAAUGCCACCUCUUAAUCUAUAUUUGUACAUAUUAAAAAAGUUCAACUCCUUCAA
Polypterus senegalus (gray bichir) is the source of this 1903-nucleotide messenger RNA. Its product is annotated as hydroxyacylglutathione hydrolase, mitochondrial-like. The record is from RefSeq and is a predicted model, not a curated record. The coding region runs from base 48 to 968 and encodes 306 amino acids. Gene Ontology annotation, cellular component: mitochondrion. Gene Ontology annotation, biological process: glutathione metabolic process. Gene Ontology annotation, molecular function: hydroxyacylglutathione hydrolase activity. NCBI's taxonomy places the organism in Eukaryota, Metazoa, Chordata, Cladistia, Polypteriformes, Polypteridae. The transcript has 9 exons.